Molecule: messenger RNA, 2966 nt
Organism: Syngnathus typhle (broad-nosed pipefish)
Lineage: Eukaryota; Metazoa; Chordata; Actinopteri; Syngnathiformes; Syngnathidae
Gene: sypa
Product: synaptophysin a
Exons: 8
Coding region: 48-902 (284 amino acids)
Cellular component (GO): synaptic vesicle; presynaptic active zone; synaptic vesicle membrane
Source: RefSeq, a predicted model, not a curated record
UCCCCCUGCUGGUCCAUCUGGUGUCGCGCUCUUACACAUCCAGCAUCAUGGACGUCGUCAAUCAGUUGGUGGCCCAGGGACAGUUCAGGGUGCUGAAGGUUCCUCUGGGCUUUAUCAAGAUCCUACAAUGGUUCUUCUCCAUCUUGGCCUUCUCUACAUGCGGAAGCUACUCUGGAAUGCUGCGCAUGUCCGUGGAAUGCAAGAACCGCACGGACAGUGACUUGAGCAUCGAGGUCGAGUUCGAAUAUCCCUUCAGAUUGCAUCACGUGUACUUUGACGCCCCCACUUGUAAGGGUGGCAACACGGAGCGUCUCUUCCUAGUAGGCGACUACUCCUCCUCGGCAGAAUUUUUUGUGACGAUCGGCGUAUUCGCCUUCUUGUAUGCCACGGCAGCACUCAGUGUCUACGUCUUCUUCUUUGAAAAGUACAAGGAAAACAACAAGGGCCCACUCGUGGACCUUGGCGUGAGCGCUGUAUUCGCCUUCAUGUGGCUGGUGAGCUCAGCGGCAUGGGCUAAGGGUUUGUCUGAUGUCAAGACAGCCACAGACCCAGAUCAGGUCAUCACUUUGAUUACCGCCUGCGACGCUGAGGAGAACCGAUGUCGUGAAGUCCACGACCCCGUCAUGUCUGGACUCAACACGUCUGUGGCAUUCGGCUUCAUCAAUUUGGUUCUAUGGGUGGGAAAUCUGUGGUUCGUCUUCAAGGAGACGGGCAUCAUCGCCCCGUUCAUGAGAGCUCCACCCGCUCAGGAGAAACCCCCCACUGACGCUAUCGCACCUGGCGGCUAUGAGCAGGAUCCUUACGCCAGUAACCAGGGGGGCUACCAGCCUGACUACAACCAGCAGGGUUACAACCAGGGAGCGGAGCAGGGAGCGCCCACCUCCUUCUCAAAUCAGAUGUGAGGUGACGGGAAGCUGGAAGCAACGGAAGCGAAUGCUUGCCUCUUACCUUCCCACAAUGCAACACACCCAAAUGUUUGUGAGGGGGUAAUCUGGAGCUCCGAUGUUCACUUUGAACAUACUGUAAAGAUAUGAGGUCAAAGCUGACAAACAAAUGAAAAUAUUAUGGUUGUGACAUGUUUGCCAAUUGCAUAACCAACCAACCAAACAAACAAACUAAAUAAAUGAAUAUAUAUGUCGCACGGAAAUAUGCAAAUCCUUUGGAAUGACCUGGGUUUCUGCAUAAAUUGGUCAUAUCUUUAUUAAUUAUUUAAUUGAGCUUUAUCCGUGUAGCAAUACACACAAUACUAUACAGAUUUUUUUUUGCAGAGGCAAUGCUGCUUCACAAGAGCUAAACAAAAUCAAUUGUAUGUUUUUUACAGGGUAUGGCAGCUUUAACGCAUACUUCCAAUGUCAUCGAUUUGAAUUUUGGGUGGCUGAAUCUUGACUACCAUAUUCUCAUUGGGAAUUAUUCUUGUGGUUUACAUACUACAACAUACAAGAUGUGUCCAAGAAACACAUAUUGUGAUAUAAGUAUAAGUGGACACUUGUUUGAUGUUCUGUCUUAAAUGAAGUUCCGAGCACAUUUCAUGACCACCUUAUGCAGAAAUCCAGGUAAUUCCAAAAGGUUCAUUUACUUAUUUUUGCAACUGUAUGGAGUAUUGUACAUUGUUCCUCCGCUUUGAAAAUCUGCAAGCCUGUAGAUGCCAAAAGAUGGCAAAGCGCUAUUUUUUUUAUUUUUUUUUAUUUUUUUUUUUUAUUUUAUAGACAAGGUAAUGGUCUGACUAAAAAUGAAGCGCCUCGCCUCUCCAACACAGUUUGUUGCCACCCAGAUCCUAUAAGAUGGCUCCAAAACAAUUUUUUUAAUGCAGACGUGGAUUUGGCCUGUGGACAAAAAGUGUUUCAACAAUUAAUUAAAGAGAGCCCAUAUGCAAAUGCUGAACUACGAUUACGCGGAGGUUCACUGUCUGUAUAUUCACAUAGAUUUAUUUUAAGCUAUUCCUGAAUACCUUAUAUAUUGUAGUGACUUUUUUCUCCAUGUUUAUCUGUAGUGACCAUCCCGCGUUUACACCUAAACCGGAGUAAAACUAAUUUCAAACCUAAAACCGCAAGCAUUUUUAAUCAAGUCAGAAGCUUCCUUGUUGUAGUUUUUAGUGACUCAGCAGAAAUGACAAUAAAAACAUAGUUAGGAGGCUACCUUCAGUGGCUAGUUUAGCUUCUUGGCUGCGAAUCUUUUGGCCUUGCUAAUGUUUCCACGCACACAAAGUGAAUCAAACCAUCAAUCUUGUGAUGGCCAUUUCUGCUGACAAUCACUUUACCCAUCCAGCCAAUCAGCAACCAUCCUUGUGGAUGUUUGUGUUGUACAGAAAUUUACAGUUGUGUUUGUGUGUGAGUGUGUGUGUGUGUGUGUACCUGUCUUGCUCUCCUUAACAGUUUUGUUCCCUUCCUCUUGCUCUAUGUUCUGACUCCAGAUUGAGAUGACUAUAGACAUAGGUAAGCCUUAUUGCGUUGGUUUGCCCGUUGCAGUGGUCGUGUGUUUGAGUUUACCAUAUUGGAUGCGGCAGAUCUGUAUUAGUUCUUGGACAAGGUUCAAUUCCUAUGAUUAGGUUCUAGUCUCAAUUAGUCUAGGGACAUAGUUGUAAUCUUGAUUCAUUGUUAUAUUCAUCAUUUGUCCAUAGUAUUAGCCAUGAAACUGGUCAAUUCUUCUGUCAGUUUCUUUAUUAUGGGCAAAUAAAAUGGAAAAAAGACAUUGUUCAGUCAUAAUCCCAAGAGAUCUGGCUUUGAGUGUAUAAUCUGUUUCUAGCUCUCCAAGCAGCACAAGAAUGGGGCAUCUUCACCCGUUAACUUCACGUUGCCCCAUUCAAUAUAGUCGCAAAAUGGAUGUGCAAUCCAACACUUAGUAUGGUGUGUAUGUUUUAGAUGGCGCAAUGCAAAUGAUGACAAUGGUGAUGUACGUGUAAUUUGUUGUUAUGCCGCUCCCCCUGCUGUGUUUAUCCAAUGGAAUGAUUCAAUAAACAACAAAACAAA